UAAAAAGGCUAUAUGUGAGAGAUUUAGUUAUAAUAUUAUUUUGCAGUAGAUAACAGUGACUACACAUACUGUUGAGAGAUCUGGAAUCAUGCAGAAUUUAUUACUACAGGCGUUACUUUGCCUUCUACUCCUAUUAUCGAACAACAAUGCAUUUGAAGAAUAUUACUCCUACGACGACGAUUUGGAAGAUGGUGCUGAAAAGUCUUUUCGUGACUAUGAUCCGAAGUCAACACUAAAUGCAUACGUAGAUUCAUACAGUCGAGUUGCGGAUUAUAAAGCUGGACUGAUUGAAAUUCUGACAUACGUAAAUCCACAGAAUGUCGAAAAAGAAAUAAAACCUGAAAUCCUGAGACUUGAACACUUAUAUCAAAGUAAAUGGGCGAAGGAAUUUCUCGAAUCAAUCGGUGCGGAAGACAAGAAGCUCGUAAAUUUUUAUACUGAUGAAUACAAGAAGGCACUGAAAGAAGAUAAAGCUUUAAAUUACAGUUUUAUUGCCAAAAGAGUACCAUACAAUCUGAUGAGAAAGGCGAUUUCAAAGAAAUGGGAAAGAAGAAAAAAUCUCGAUAUUGCAGAAGGUGCUUAUUUUGCGGUUACAUCAGACAAUUUGAAGAGAGACGAAGUCCAAAUUGAAAUGAGAAAGAAGGAUAUGAUAGAAGCAAAUAAACGAUUGAAUACAUAUAGAGCUCACCUUAAAUCGCUGGAAACGGCAGCAGUUAUCGCAUAUAAUGCACACAAGAAAAAUUCAAAAUCAUUGGAUGCUGAGAAAGUGUAUUGGAAGGCUCGUAGUCGUGUUUCCUUCAGCACACUAAUGCUAGAGGAAUACAUAAAACUAUUGGAAAUGAAGAGGAUUAGAUUUUUAAAGUGUAAGUUGAAAUAUUAAAGUGAUUUAGAACUGCCUAGUUCAAACCCCAGAAUACAGAAUAAACUGGCUCCUGGCUGAAAUGAAGGAAGAUGCCAAGCUGUAAUAAUGAACUGCAGAAAAUUGAAUUCACUUCCAAGGGAAUUGAAGCAAUAGCAGUGAAGGAAAUAAAUCGUUUGCUUACCUCUUUUUUUGUUUAAUUAAAUAUAACAUUUUCUUUCGUA
Molecule: messenger RNA, 1083 nt
Organism: Trichobilharzia szidati
Lineage: Eukaryota; Metazoa; Platyhelminthes; Trematoda; Strigeidida; Schistosomatidae
Source: the annotation of a GenBank genome assembly